AUGAACGUGGUCACGCCUGCUCAUCUAGAGGCAAAGAUCCGCGAUGAAAUUGGCGCUGUAUUGGUAGAAGCCACGGAUCUUUCUGAUGGAUGCGGUAGCAAAUUCAGUCUUGUAGUAGUGCACGAGGGUUUUGAAGGCCAAUCGCUUUUAGAGCGUCAACGCCAGAUUAAUGAUUGUCUUAAGGAGGAAAUGACGCGCAUUCACGCAUUGCAAAUGAAGACGUGGACGCCAGCGCAGUACGAGCAAAAGACGCUCAAAAAGUUGCCAACCAACAGCCAAUCCCCUGGCGAGCAGUAG
This is a messenger RNA of Plasmopara halstedii, 297 nucleotides long. RefSeq names its product BolA (bacterial stress-induced morphogen)-related protein. Gene Ontology annotation, molecular function: 2 iron, 2 sulfur cluster binding. Lineage: Eukaryota; Oomycota; Peronosporomycetes; Peronosporales; Peronosporaceae. The coding region runs from base 1 to 297 and encodes 98 amino acids. Gene Ontology annotation, biological process: intracellular iron ion homeostasis. The record is from RefSeq and is a predicted model, not a curated record. The transcript has 2 exons. Gene Ontology annotation, cellular component: cytosol; nucleus.